GAGAUGACGGCUAAUCUUCUUAAAACUGGUUUUGAGAAACAUUCAUGACCAAAGAGUAUCUUUAAAAGUGAUCUUAGUUUAGUCUUUGCUACACACGAGAAGUGAUCUACUUUUGCUCCACCAUAUUUGUGCUUAAAUUGAAAUUUUGAAAUUCAUCUUUUAAAUUAACUCAUUUUUAAUUUGUACCAAAGAUAUAUUUUUUAGAAGUGAAAUGAAUCAAGAGAAUAGUAAUUCUGAUAAAAUUACAAUAAAAGUAAGGCAUUCGGAUGAGGAUUAUCAUGAGAUUACAAUUGAUUGGUCAAAUGAAAGUUUUGAUUACAGGAAACAAUUGUUCCAUCAGCUAUCUGCAUACACAGGAGUACUGAAUGAACAACAAGAGUGUGUAAAAGUGGACAAUGUAAAUGGCAAACACAGUCUGGUAAACCUCGAAUUCAGAAAUGGGAUGCUAGUUGAAUUGAGUUUGGCUUUGAGAUUUGAUACCAAAGAGUCUGCAAUGAAAUAUUUUCAAGAUGGCGAUUGUUUCCUAAUUGAAACGAUAAUGAAUGUAAAUGGAUGGGGUUAUGGUAUAAGUUGUAAGCAUCGAUUGGUGCAUCGUGAUUUGGCUAAUGAAUCUGGAUGUAACCCAGAAUAUUGCCAAUAUUUGGGUAGACGAUCUUUUACCAGGAAAAUUUCAGAGAUCAUAAAAGCAGAAUACUCGCAACCCAUUCUGGAUCCAAUGGAUAGACAAGCAAGAAGAGAGAGGAAUACCGUCAGGGAAAAUUUGCAUUUUGAUCAUUAUCAGGAGAUGAAGAGCAUGGCAGACGCUCAUUCCGUGCCAGACUGUAAAUUGAAACUCUUUUUAAAGACAGAGGAGGAUAGAAAGAAAGCAAGAGAAAUGGCGGGAUCGGAGUUUGAUCAAUGAAAGAGUCAUCGUUUUGUAAAAAAAUCGUAAUGUAACUCUUUAGCUCUAGUACUCUAUUAGCUCGUUUUUCACUGAGAAGGUGAAUUACAUAUUGUAUUGCAUGAAAUUCAAAAUAAAGAUAAACAAUAAAUAUCUCAUUUUGAACAUAUAAAUGAUUAAAGUUGUUUUAUUAAUUCCUGUUGUGGUUAAAUUUGGUUUUGAAUACAAAAAACUGCAAAAGAUGUGCGCCUUAUCUUGGGAGGAGCCAAGUAAACAGCUGAUUUUUCAGUCAUUGUUUUCCAUGUUGCUGUGUUUUGCAAUUGACAAUUCAUCUAAUUUUAUAUUACACUUAUUUAAGGUGUUGAAUAACGAAGAUAUUUAACUUAGUUACUGUCAG
Tetranychus urticae (two-spotted spider mite) is the source of this 1277-nucleotide messenger RNA. RefSeq lists its product as uncharacterized. NCBI's taxonomy places the organism in Eukaryota, Metazoa, Arthropoda, Arachnida, Trombidiformes, Tetranychidae. The record is from RefSeq and is a predicted model, not a curated record.